GCAUAGUCCAUGAUAUGUUGUUGAAGUGUCGGUUGGUCUCGUUGGUGUCUCACUGUAGAAGUUGUAUUUUACAGUUUUCUCUUUUUUCUCAAGCUGAGCUCUAAAAGGAGGAUAGUGUGACUGUCGGAGAGGAGAGCUGAGCCGCUGGAGCGAACGUAACUGCAGGGCUGUUUAAACUGAGCUGUAUAAGGUGUGUCAGCUACCAGGCAGGUACCUGCGGCCUGGAUCCCAACUCACCUGGAUACCCCCUGGACCUCUGGGAUAGAGAAGUACUUCUAAAAUUGGGAGAGAUUUAAUGUGAAAAUAGUAUCGAGAAGAAGCUCUGGUGCUCAGCAAACGCCAUCUGAUCCUCUCCAGACUAACAUCUCACAGGAAAAAUGCAGAAAAAUUCCAGCAAAGAGAGGAAUCACCACUGCUCGGAGUGUGGAAAGAGUUUUAUCGACAGAAGUCAUCUCCAAAGACACCAGCGCGUUCACACAGGAGAGAAGCCGUAUCACUGCUUAGAGUGUGGGAGGAGUUUUACUGCGCAGAGUAAUCUCCAAAGACACCAGCGCAUUCACACGGGGGAGAAACCGUAUCAGUGUUUAGAGUGCGGGAAGUUUUUUACUCUACAGAGUCAUCUCCAAAGACACUUGCACAUCCAUACAGGAGAGAAGCCGUUUCAAUGCUUAGAAUGUGGGAAAUGCUUUACUAUACAGAGUCAUCUUCAAAGACACCAACACAUUCAUACAGGAGAGAAACCGUAUCAGUGUUUGGUGUGUGGCAAAAGUUUUACUGUGCCGAGUCAUCUCAAAAGACACCAGCACGUUCACACAGGAGAGAAGCCGUAUCAGUGCUUAGAGUGUGGGAAAUGCUUUACUGUACAAAGUAAUCUCCAAACACACCAGCGCAUCCACACGGGAGUGAAACCAUAUAACUGUUCAGAGUGCGGAAGAAAUUUUAAUCAGAAGUGUCAUCUCCAAGUGCACCAGCGCAUCCACACGGGACAGAAGCCGUAUCAGUGCUUAGUGUGUGGGAAAUGUUUUACUGCACAGAGUAGUUUCCAAGUGCACCAGCGCAUUCACACAGGAGAGAGACCCUACCAAUGUUCAGAGUGUGGAAAGAGCUUCACUGCACAGACUUAUCUCCAAACACACCAGCGCAUUCACACAGGAGAGAAGCCGUAUUACUGUUCAGAGUGUGGGAGGAGUUUUAAUCAGAAAAGUGUUCUCCAAGGGCACCAGCGCAUUCACACAGGGGAAAAACCUUAUUACUGUUCAGACUGUGGAACGAGUUUCACUCUGCAGAGCAGUCUCCAAAAACACGAGCGCGUUCACACAGGAGAGAAACCGUAUCAGUGCUCUGAGUGUGGGAAGAGCUUUUCACACAGUGGUUCCCUCAAAAAACACCAGCGUGUUCACACAGGUAAAAAAACUGAAGAGGCAUAGACAGAGUCAAACAGCAGUAGAGGUUAAUGGCAUUGUUUUCGUGUGGACCAUCAAUAAUUUGAAAGAUUUUAAAACCCUGCCAACCAUGUUCUGUUUUGGAUACAUCUGACAAUGACAAUUCAGUGUCAGGGACUGAAAUAUUCUUAUAUUCCAAGUUGUUGAUUGAUUUGUAAGAGUAUUACUUGAUGUAAAAUAUUAAAAUGAUGUUGGCUGGGUGGGUAAAAUAUGGUAUUAUUAUAAUCACCCUCUUAGCAGCUGUAAUACAGCACUGUUUAGAAGCAUAUAAACUGCUCACAGGGAGAGCAGGUCAAGCAAAAAUACAGUGUCCACAACAGGGGCCCAGUUUCCCAAAAACAUCUUUUUAUCAUUUAAGAAACAUCUUUGUGUUUAGAUGCUUUUGGGAAACCAAGCUGGGCUUGGUUUCAACAUAUUGUUACUGAGCCACCCAACGUAAACAAGACUUUUUAUUCACAAGCUCAGCAAAAACUAUACAAAAGAUGUCAUGUUAAUAAAAUCUGUUUGAAUUUUA
Colossoma macropomum (tambaqui) is the source of this 1956-nucleotide messenger RNA. RefSeq names its product zinc finger protein 345-like. The transcript has 3 exons. Gene Ontology annotation, biological process: regulation of transcription by RNA polymerase II. The record is from RefSeq and is a predicted model, not a curated record. Gene Ontology annotation, molecular function: RNA polymerase II cis-regulatory region sequence-specific DNA binding; DNA-binding transcription factor activity. Lineage: Eukaryota; Metazoa; Chordata; Actinopteri; Characiformes; Serrasalmidae. The coding region runs from base 378 to 1427 and encodes 349 amino acids.